UGCAAAUCUCAUUGAAUCCACCAUUAUCUCACUUCACAUUAGCCGUGGUUCAUUUGGGAAAAAAAAAACAAUUUACGGAACCGAUUUUCCAAAAAUUUCCCAUCCAGCAGCCAUUAACUAUUUUCAAUUGAUGGAUACGAACAGUUGAUGAUCAAACAAGUCGCUGUCCAGCUGAAGAGAGACGUCUGUGGAUGAGAGAAAUGUGGAGGGACAGAUUGUCAUGGCCAAGACUCUGUUUCAAAUGCUAACCUUGAAAAUUCAAUCCAUACAACGGCUUCUCUCUCAAAACAGAGCCUUACCCUUUUUGUCUUCACCCCAAUUAGUUUAUUUUUUAAAUUUCGUUGUCUAUCUCGCCUCCUUUUAUAUUUGUCUGUAUUGCUCUCGUGAUUGGAGAGUGUCCCGUUGCCUCUGCUCUGUUCCACCAACAUUAUCUGAAUCCCUAUCUUUACAUUCCUCCUUUUAUGCAAUAUCCUGAUUAGUAGAGGCGGCUAAGGUCUGUUCUUGUCUACGCUCCUACUCUGUUCUUAAUCUCAGUACUAAGUCAGUUGGAAAGAUGGAGAUAACCAAUGUUAUGGAAUAUGAGGCCAUCGCAAAAGAGAAGUUGCCAAAGAUGGUCUAUGACUACUAUGCAUCAGGUGCAGAGGACCAGUGGACUCUUAAAGAGAACCGAUUUGCAUUCUCAAGGAUUCUGUUCCGCCCUCGUAUUCUUAUUGAUGUAAGCAAGAUAGACAUGACCACAACUGUCUUGGGCUUCAAGAUUUCAAUGCCUAUCAUGAUUGCUCCCACAGCAAUGCAGAAAAUGGCUCACCCAGAAGGAGAGUAUGCAACUGCAAGAGCAGCAUCGGCAGCUGGCACAAUCAUGACACUAUCAUCAUGGUCUACUUCCAGUGUCGAAGAAGUUGCUUCAACAGGACCUGGAAUUCGUUUCUUCCAGCUCUAUGUGAAUAAAGACAGAAAUGUGGUUGCACAACUUGUUCGGAGGGCUGAAAGGGCUGGCUUCAAAGCAAUUGCACUUACUGUGGAUACUCCGAGACUUGGCCGUAGGGAAGCUGACAUCAAGAACAGAUUUACUUUGCCACCAUUCCUGACAUUGAAGAACUUUGAGGGAUUGGAUCUUGGGGUAAUGAACAAGAGUGAUGACUCUGGACUUGCUUCAUAUGUUGCUGGCCAAAUUGAUCGAUCCCUUAGCUGGAAGGAUGUGAAAUGGCUUCAGACAAUUACUCAAUUGCCAAUUCUAGUGAAGGGUGUACUUACUGCUGAAGACACAAGGCUAGCGAUACAAGCUGGAGCAGCAGGGAUUAUUGUGUCCAAUCAUGGGGCUCGCCAGCUCGACUAUGUCCCUGCAACUAUUAUGGCUUUGGAAGAGGUUGUCAAAGCUGCGCAAGGUCGAGUACCAGUUUUUAUGGAUGGUGGUGUCCGGCGUGGGACUGAUGUCUUCAAAGCAUUGGCUCUUGGAGCUUCUGGUAUAUUUAUUGGAAGGCCAGUUGUCUUUUCUUUGGCCGCUGAAGGUGAGGCUGGUGUGAGGAAAGUACUCCAAAUGCUUCGCGAUGAGUUUGAGCUGACUAUGGCAUUAAGUGGCUGUCGCUCACUCAACGAAAUUACCCGCAGCCACAUUGUCACUGAUUGGGACCCGCCUCAUCCUGUACCCAGAUUGUAAGAUGGCCUUGCUCCUCCUGUGCUGAUCUUAUCGAAAGGUCAAGUCUCAAGCAAUUGUCUAUCAUCAGAAUAAAUAAUUCCAUAUUUAUGGUCAGGGAAUGUUAUUAUGAAUUUAAGAUAAUAAUGAUGGUGAAUGGUAUUCCGUUAUAUGGCUGCUGCCGCUUUCGUUGUAUAUUCUAUCUCCAAGACAGAGCUUACUGUCCUAAUGUUGAGUUUGUAUAGGAAUGCAUUAUGCCGAAUUUUCUGAAA
Molecule: messenger RNA, 1905 nt
Organism: Malania oleifera
Lineage: Eukaryota; Viridiplantae; Streptophyta; Magnoliopsida; Santalales; Ximeniaceae
Product: glycolate oxidase 1
Exons: 12
Coding region: 554-1657 (367 amino acids)
Cellular component (GO): peroxisome
Molecular function (GO): oxidoreductase activity; FMN binding
Source: RefSeq, a predicted model, not a curated record